UGUUUGAUGGGCAUUCCAGGUAGGCCUAUGAUUUGGGCCUAAGAACAUUCAAGACCAAUGGGAGAGAGUCUGAAGUUGAAGAUGGAAUUUCAUGAAGACAAGUCCACGCAUUCCGAAGACCCAAUUUCCGAAAAACCAGAAAGUACCUACCAAGCCCUUCCCCCUUCACUGGACGUAACUCGAUUGCUGGCAGAUGAGAGACUGCGUGCCGAGAAGUACAAAUUGCUCUACCAGAAUUUGAAAUCUACUCAACUGAGAAUGGAAGGAGAUCUGGAGGUUAUUCGAGAGGAAUUUCGCCAAUUACAGCAUGAGAAGGAAACAGCCGAACAGGAGCACAGGCGUGCCAUGGAGAUUGUGAAGGAACAGGUUGCGGCCAAGAUCUCUCAAUUGAAGGAGUUUGAAAUGAAAGGUAAUCUGCCAGGAGAAGACUGGAGAGCACCAGGGCAUAAGCCUUGUGCUGAACUGCUGGAAAGAAUUUCUGGUCUUGAGUUAAGAAAUCUGCAGUUGGAGCAGAGAUUGAAGAUGGUCCUAGAUGAGCAAGAGAUGCUCGUGACACAUCUGAAGCAGAAGGAUUUGGAGGCUGAGAAACAUCUUCAGGAGAGAACCCUCCGUUUCAAAGUCCAGGCAAGUCCAUAG
Molecule: messenger RNA, 636 nt
Organism: Darwinula stevensoni
Lineage: Eukaryota; Metazoa; Arthropoda; Ostracoda; Podocopida; Darwinulidae
Source: the annotation of a GenBank genome assembly